Messenger RNA from Helobdella robusta, 255 nucleotides. RefSeq lists its product as hypothetical. Gene Ontology annotation, cellular component: transcription regulator complex; histone acetyltransferase complex. The record is from RefSeq and is a predicted model, not a curated record. The transcript has 3 exons. The annotation marks the transcript as partial. Gene Ontology annotation, molecular function: chromatin DNA binding; transcription coactivator activity; histone acetyltransferase activity. NCBI's taxonomy places the organism in Eukaryota, Metazoa, Annelida, Clitellata, Rhynchobdellida, Glossiphoniidae. Gene Ontology annotation, biological process: positive regulation of transcription by RNA polymerase II.
GUUAUGAAACAAUGGCAUCAGAGUAUAACCCAGGAUCUAAGAAAUCAUCUUGUUCAUAAACUAGUUCAAGCCAUUUUUCCAACCCCUGAUCCAAGUUAUUUAAAGGACUCUCGAAUCCGAAAUCUUGUUCAAUAUUCACGGAAAGUUGAGGGAGACAUGUACGAGAAAGCAAACAGUCGGGAAGAAUAUUACCACUUACUGGCGGAGAAAAUUUAUCGAAUACAAAAGGAGCUGGAGGAGAAGAAAUUGAAACGC